AUGGCAGAAUCAUCAGAAUAUUUUCAACCUGAAGAAUCAGAAAAUUUUCAACCUAUGUUAGAAAUUUUUCCAGAGUCACAAGAAAGUAUGGAGAUCGAAGAAAUAGGUGAUUCAUUAAUGAAUCUGGGUAUAGAUAACAGAAACAACAAUGAAUUACCAGAAUCAAGUAAAAGCACUAUGACAGAAGAAAGUAAACAUGAUGACCAGCAUGAAUUGGACUACACUGGAUGCCUUGUUGGCUUUACUGCAAAAACUUUGAAUGAAAUAUAUGAAGUAUAUCAAAAACAUGCUUUUGCUAUUGGAUUUGGGGUAAGACAAUCAACAACCAGAUACACACAAGGAGAACCCAAAACCAUCAAAGGGAAAGACUUUGUUUGUUCAAAGGAAGGAUUCAGAGUUAAACCAAAAGUGAGAAAAACUCCACCUCCACCAAACCAAAAACAGAAGAGAGUGAAGCAAGUGCCUAUUACUAGAACUAGCUGCAAAGCAUUCAUUAGAGCCAAAAAAAUAGUGAUGGUAUGUUUGAAGUUGAAGAGCAUAUGA
This is a messenger RNA of Chenopodium quinoa (quinoa), 543 nucleotides long. RefSeq lists its product as uncharacterized. NCBI's taxonomy places the organism in Eukaryota, Viridiplantae, Streptophyta, Magnoliopsida, Caryophyllales, Amaranthaceae. The transcript has 2 exons. The record is from RefSeq and is a predicted model, not a curated record. Bases 1 to 543 code for a protein of 180 amino acids.